Messenger RNA from Cornus florida, 2414 nucleotides. RefSeq lists its product as uncharacterized. The transcript has 6 exons. NCBI's taxonomy places the organism in Eukaryota, Viridiplantae, Streptophyta, Magnoliopsida, Cornales, Cornaceae. The coding region runs from base 521 to 1765 and encodes 414 amino acids. The record is from RefSeq and is a predicted model, not a curated record.
CCAUCCAUUUAUUCAGAGAGUGGUUUGGUCAUCUCUCUCUCUCUUCCUAACACAAUCUCUCUCUCUCUUUCUCUCUCUCGGGAUAAUAUCUGUUCUUAUGUUUGAAGCUUUUCGUCGCUGUUAGAUCGAUUUCGUUUUGAUCUUCAAAAGGCUUUCUAUUUGCAGUUCUUGUGUAUAUAUAUAUAUAUUUAUAUAUUAUAUAAACACACAUAUAUAUAAUCUUCGUGUUGGAUUUGAAUCAACAUUAUUAGGGUUUAUUUCGUAUUCUUCAUAUUCUAGAAUUCGUCGAACCAACCGGCUAAUUCGAUCUCGUAUUCGUCUACGAGAAUCGCUAGCCAGACCGUUCUGGUUCUACACUGAUCCACUCCGAUUCGAUUUACGGUCGAUUUUCCGAUACAUUUUCCGGCUUGAAUAUCAUUUUCGCACUUACAAUCGUCUAUAGGGUUUAUAGAAGUUGAAUUAGGGUUUUUGUGGGUUUUUUUUUUUUUUUUUUUUAAUAAAAAAAUUCGGGAUUUUGGAAAUGUUGCCUGGAUUGCAGUUUGGGCGAAGUCGCGGAGAGGAUCGAUUUUACAAAGUUCGGAGAAAUCAUCAUAACCAGCAAAAUCGUGAUCAUCUUCGGAGAGCUCAGAGCGAUGUGACGGUCAGCCAAUCUCCUUCGAUAAAGGAGAAGCCUUUGGUUUCGCCGCCGGCGAAGAGGGAGCUAGAGAAUCAGUCAGGAUCCGAAGAACCUCCGAAGUCGGUCUCUGUUCCUGCAGUGGAGCCAGUAGUGCCACCUUUGUGUAAUCUCGAUCGGUUUUUGGAAUCGGUCACGCCUUCUGUUUGUGCUCAGUAUCUCUCUAAGAGAACUUUAAGGGGAUUGAGGACUUGUGAUGUUGAAUUUCAACCUUACUUUGUGCUUGGCGAUUUGUGGGAAUCAUUUAAGGAGUGGAGUGCCUAUGGUGCUGGAGUACCAUUGAUUUUGAAUGACAGCGAUUGUGUGGUUCAGUAUUAUGUCCCUUAUUUAUCUGGAAUCCAGAUAUACGGCAACUCUGCGAAGAGUUCAAUGAAAUCGAGUAAUAGGCGACUCGGCGAGGACAGUGAUAGUGACUAUUUCAGGGAUUCGAGUAGUGAUGGAAGUAGUGAUUGUGAGCAUGAAAGAGGCUUCUUGAAUUACUCAAGCAAACAACAGAAUCAAUACAACCUAACGAACGAAAUUCCUCUUAGAAUGGAUAGAAUGUCUUUGAGAGACCAGCAUGUUGCACUUCAAGGAGGCUCCUCAAGUGAUGAGGGUGAAUCUAGGAAUCCUCGAGGCCAACUGCUGUUUGAGUACCUUGAACGGGACCCACCUUUCAGCAGGGAACCUCUAGCUGAUAAGAUAUCUGAUCUUGCCCACCGUUUUCCUGAGCUCAAAACAUUAAGAAGUUGCGAUUUAUUAUGUACCAGUUGGAUUUCUGUGGCCUGGUAUCCAAUAUACCGGAUACCAACGGGACCAACUCUAAAGGAUUUGGAUGCUUGCUUUCUGACCUUCCAUUCUCUUCAUACACCCAUGUCAGGUACUCAAGGUGCCCAGCUUCCUGUUGUGACGUGUCAUAGUGAGAUGGACGGUGUCCCUAAUAUUUCAUUACCAGUCUUUGGUCUAGCUUCAUACAAGUUCAAAGCAUCCUUGUGGACCCCACAAGGAGGUUGUGAUUGCCAAUUAUCAAACUCCCUCUUGCAGGCUGCUGACGAUUGGCUGAAACUACUUCAGGUCUAUCACCCGGAUUUCCUUUUUUUCUGCCGUAGGUGAAACUAGGGGACGACUUCUUUGUGCUAAACCGUUCGAGGGCAAGAAACCUUACUCCUUCCUUGGUAUGUUCACGGGCCACCAUCUAUAAGUGAAGAUUUCCUUCAGUCUUGUGGGAAUUGAAUGGCAAUUACUUUGGGUGGGGUGGGUUGGUUUGUGUCUGUGGUUUUAUUUCCUGUUAUUCGUAUUUAUAAGAAAAAAGAAAAGAGAGGAAAAUAAAGUUCAGCAAAAAAAAGAGAAAAAAGAAAAGAUGUAGUAAUGGAAGGAGGGGUAGUGUAAUAAAGGAUCAAGGGAAAUGGAGUAGAGAAAAAAUAGAGUUAGAUGCAGGGCUGGGCUAAGCCUGGGUAAGUGGCAGUUAGGCCUGCUAUGAUCGUCUCGUUCUUGUUUUUUACUAUAUUUAUUAUAUAUAUGGUUAAAGUUAUGAGAGAACAGGCUCUUUUUAUUCUUGUCCUGGUGAUCAGUAUGUAGGUUGUAACAUCUUUUUUUUUUUUUUUUUUAAUUUAUUUUUAAGAUUUCAAGGGAAUUUUGAUAGAGGCUUUACAAGAAUUUCAAGUUUUACCUUCCCUAUGAUAUGUAUUACUAACUUUUAUGUUGUUUUACAGCAAAUUUUACUUAAAUUGUAUUGGCUUUAAUGAACUUAUGUUUUGGUGUA